Crotalus tigris (Tiger rattlesnake) is the source of this 780-nucleotide messenger RNA. RefSeq lists its product as uncharacterized. NCBI's taxonomy places the organism in Eukaryota, Metazoa, Chordata, Lepidosauria, Squamata, Viperidae. The transcript has 9 exons. Bases 1 to 615 code for a protein of 204 amino acids. The record is from RefSeq and is a predicted model, not a curated record.
AUGGAGACAUUCUUAUACUAUGCAGGGAAACUCCUGUUUGAGGUCUGUCUGCAGAAAUACAGAGACCACCAAAGAGAACAAAUCUUAAAUGUUAGUCUUGUUGGCGGGUUAAUACGUAAUGUCUUUUGGGAAUAUUGUUUAACAACACAAGUGUUUUUCCAUAAAAAUACAGAACAGAAGCAGAUAGACAAGGUGACAUCCUCACGGGAGAAGGAGCUGGCAGAAAAAGAUGCCACCAUAAGAGCUUUGGAAGAGGAGAACAAGACGUUAGCCAGCGAACUGGCCCAUCUUCUGGAGCGGAAUGAGGAACUCAAGCACUUAACAAAUCUUGAUCCAGAAAGAGAGGCUGACAGAAAGGAGUUGGAGGUUGCAAUAUUGAAGAAAAAAUUGGAAAUGGAGCAGAAGGCAAUCAGCCGACUCACCGCUGAGGUCUCAAGAGAGAGGGAGAGGAGAAGAGACCUCAUGAGAGCGCGGGACCGGGCAAUCGAUGCCAUCUGCUCCCAGCUACUGUCUAUCCCUUAUUCGGAGAGAAGAUUGUCGCCUCUGCAAGAAGCAAAUAGAAAAAAAUAUCUGAAUGCGUCAAGAAGUAGCUCGGGGUCAAGUGAAAACAGAUGACUCUAUCGCGGUCAAGAACAUGUGGGUUCCCAACCGCAGAUUGUAGUAGAGAUGGAUGAAUUCAAAGACACCUGUCCCUCUUUUUGGGACUCCCUCUUCUCCCGUCUUAACUCAACCAGGAACAACCAGGACCAGCUGUGGCUCAGAGAUGCAGUCAAGUGACAU